Molecule: messenger RNA, 1495 nt
Organism: Silurus meridionalis
Lineage: Eukaryota; Metazoa; Chordata; Actinopteri; Siluriformes; Siluridae
Gene: ergic3
Product: ERGIC and golgi 3
Exons: 14
Coding region: 59-1225 (388 amino acids)
Biological process (GO): retrograde vesicle-mediated transport, Golgi to endoplasmic reticulum; endoplasmic reticulum to Golgi vesicle-mediated transport
Cellular component (GO): endoplasmic reticulum; endoplasmic reticulum membrane; COPII-coated ER to Golgi transport vesicle
Source: RefSeq, a predicted model, not a curated record
GAGAACCAGUUGAACUACCCAAGGCGGAAACGUCACUGCUGUAGGAGUGUAAGGGAAGAUGGAUGCAUUAAAUAAACUUAAACAAUUUGAUGCCUAUCCAAAGACUCUAGAAGAUUUUAGAAUCAAAACGUGUGGUGGAGCCACGGUAACGAUCGUCAGUGGGCUUAUUAUGCUCAUCCUGUUUGUCUCGGAGUUGCAAUAUUAUCUUACCAAAGAGGUCUAUCCUGAACUCUUUGUGGACACUUCAAGAGGAGACAAGCUAAAGAUCAACAUUGAUGUCACAUUUCCCCAUAUGCCAUGUGCUUAUUUGAGCAUUGAUGCCAUGGAUGUAGCAGGAGACCAGCAACUGGAUGUGGAGCACAACCUCUUCAAGCUAAGACUGGACAAGGAUGGCAAACCGGUCAGCAGUGAAGCAGAGAAGCAUGAUUUGGGCAAAGUUGAGGGUGAGAUAUUUGACCCUAGUAAGCUGGAUCCAGAUCGCUGUGAAAGUUGUUAUGGAGCAGAAACAGAUACUUUGAAGUGCUGUAACACAUGUGAUGAUGUGCGUGAGGCAUACCGUCGCCGUGGCUGGGCCUUUAAGACGCCUGACACCAUUGAGCAGUGCAAGAGAGAGGGCUUCAGUCAGAAGAUGCAAGAGCAGAAGAAUGAAGGUUGCCAGGUCUAUGGUUUCCUCGAGGUCAAUAAGGUGGCUGGUAACUUUCACUUUGCUCCUGGAAAGAGCUUUCAGCAGUCUCAUGUUCAUGUUCAUGCUGUGGAAAUUCAUGAUUUGCAGAGUUAUGGACUGGAUAAUAUCAACAUGACCCAUUUGAUUAAACAUCUCUCAUUUGGAAAAGAUUACCCUGGAAUUGUCAACCCACUUGAUGGAACUAAUGUUGAAGCUGCACAAGCGUCAAUGAUGUACCAGUACUUCGUGAAAAUAGUUCCAACAAUUUACGUUAAAGGAGACGGCGAGGUGGUGAAAACAAACCAAUUUUCAGUAACCAGACAUGAAAAAGUAGCCAAUGGUUUGAUUGGAGAUCAAGGUCUUCCUGGUGUAUUUGUGCUCUAUGAGCUCUCACCCAUGAUGGUCAAAUUCACAGAGAAACAGCGGUCAUUCACUCAUUUUCUAACAGGAGUCUGUGCUAUUAUAGGUGGUGUUUUUACAGUUGCUGGACUUAUUGAUUCCUUAAUAUACCACUCUGCAAAAGCCAUACAGAAGAAGAUUGAGUUGGGAAAAGCUUCCUAGCUAUGUCUCUGAACCUACCAUGAACAAUUGCCGGACACUUGUAUUGGUUGAAAGAGAGAAUGUCUAGCCUUGUCUGUGUGAAUCUGGCCACAGAGAACACUUCCUGGGCACAUGGCCUCGCCAUUGGACAUGCUUGGGUUCUUUUCUGACGUUUUCAUAUUAAUGACCUGGAAAUUUCUAGAGUUAAUUUUGAUGAUGAGGCACAGUUGAAUAAUUUGUACAUUGAAAUUGAAAAAAUAUAGUAUUGCUAGAUAAAUGUCACUGAAAGCA